Molecule: messenger RNA, 5039 nt
Organism: Peromyscus maniculatus bairdii (prairie deer mouse)
Lineage: Eukaryota; Metazoa; Chordata; Mammalia; Rodentia; Cricetidae
Source: RefSeq, a predicted model, not a curated record
GGGAGUCUGUUCUGGGGAGGGCCAAGAACCUGCCGGGACUGGAACCUAGGUUAGAAGGCUCCUUCCCAGACCAGGACAUUUUUUUUUGGUCCACUUUCUCGGGGCCCAUUGCUGGAGAGGGGAAGGAAAGAGUUAAAUCCCCAACCCACAUGGCUCUUUAUUUACCUUGAUGAAGGAGGGAGGCCCUGAAGAGCUGGGGUCAUUAGGGGACACCCUAUGAUGUCACCGUUGAGGGCCCAGGAACCUGACAGGCUCCCUGAAACCACUGAAAUGAUAAGUUGGACGGGGAGCUCAUUCAUUUUAAGUUGUAACUCUCAUCUGGCCUCCAAGAAUACAGAAGAGUGAGUGAGUGAGUGUGUGUGUGUGUGUGUGUGUGUGUGUGUGUGUGUGUGUGUGUGUGUUACUGCACAGGCUGGAUGAGCUGUCGAAGUAGUGGCAUAUGCCCAACGUGCCUGCUUCACAUGCUGUGGGUGGCCAUGGCAUCUGGGUCCUGGCUGUUGUGUUCCCCAGGUGGGCAGGGCAGAGUGAACCUCUUUCUCACUGGGAGACUCAGCAGUGCGGUUCCUGCCUUAGCUGCCUGCAGUGGGAAGUUGGAACAGCACACUGAACGGCGAGGGGUCAUCUACAGCCCAGCCUGGCCCCUCAACUACCCGCCGGGCACCAACUGCAGCUGGUAUAUUCAGGGUGACCGUGGUGACAUGAUCACCAUCAGUUUCCGGAACUUUGAUGUGGAAGAAUCUCACCAGUGCUCCCUGGACUGGCUCCUACUGGGCCCAGCAGCUCCACCUCGCCAGGAGGCCUUUCGCCUCUGCGGCUCAGCCAUCCCACCCGCCUUCAUCUCUGCCCGCGACCACGUCUGGAUCUUCUUCCACUCAGACGCCUCCAGCUCCGGCCAGGCCCAGGGCUUCCGCCUCUCCUAUAUCCGAGGGAAGCUGGGCCAGGCCUCCUGCCAGACAGAUGAGUUCCGCUGUGACAACGGCAAGUGUCUGCCUGGCCCCUGGCAGUGCAACCUGGUGGAUGAGUGUGGAGAUGGCUCGGAUGAGGGUAACUGUUCAGCACCCGCCUCGGAGCCGCCAGGCAGCCUGUGCCCCGGGGGAACCUUCCCAUGCAGUGGAGCCCGCUCCACGCGCUGCCUGCCGGUUGAGAGGCGCUGUGACGGCACACAGGACUGUGGUGACGGCUCUGAUGAGGCUGGCUGCCCCGACCUAGCAUGCGGCCGUAGGCUGGGCAGCUUCUAUGGUUCCUUCGCCUCUCCAGACCUGUUUGGCGCUGCCCGCGGGCCUUCGGACCUUCACUGCACGUGGCUGGUGGACACACAGGACCCUCGGCGUGUGCUGCUGCAGCUGGAGCUGCGGCUGGGUUAUGAUGACUAUGUCCAAGUGUAUGAAGGCCUAGGCGAGCGUGGGGACCGUCUCCUGCAAACACUCUCCUACCGCAGCAACCACCGGCCUGUGAGCCUUGAGGCGGCGCAGGGCCGCCUCACCGUGGCCUACCAUGCUCGUGCCCGCAGUGCUGGGCAUGGCUUCAAUGCCACGUACCAGGUGAAAGGUUACUGCCUUCCGUGGGAGCAGCCGUGUGGGGGCAGCAGUGAGGGAGAUGAUGGGAGCACCGGGGAGCAGGGCUGCUUCUCGGAGCCACAGCGCUGUGACGGUUGGUGGCACUGUGCAAGUGGCCGGGAUGAACAGGGCUGCCCCGCAUGCCCUCCGGACCAGUACCCCUGUGAGGGGGGCAGUGGCCUGUGCUACGCACCUGCCGAUCGUUGCAACAACCAGAAAAGCUGCCCCGACGGCGCCGAUGAGAAGAACUGUUUUUCCUGCCAGCCGGGCACCUUCCACUGUGGUACCAACCUGUGCAUCUUUGAGACGUGGCGCUGCGAUGGCCAGGAGGACUGCCAAGACGGCAGCGAUGAGCAUGGGUGCCUGGCCGCCGUGCCCCGCAAGGUCAUCACCGCCGCCCUCAUUGGCAGCCUGGUGUGCGGACUGCUGCUUGUCAUCGCCCUAGGCUGUGCCUUCAAACUCUACUCACUGCGCACGCAGGAGUACAGGGCCUUUGAGACCCAAAUGACACGUUUAGAGGCAGAGUUUGUGCGGCGGGAGGCCCCCCCAUCCUACGGCCAGCUCAUCGCACAAGGCCUCAUCCCCCCGGUAGAGGACUUUCCUGUCUACAGCGCAUCCCAGGCUUCAGUGCUGCAGAACCUUCGCACAGCCAUGCGACGGCAGAUGCGUCGGCAUGCCUCCCGCAGGGGGCCAUCCCGCCGCAGGCUCGGCCGCCUCUGGAACAGGCUCUUCCACCGCCCACGGGCGCCGCGAGGCCAGAUCCCGCUGCUGACGGCUGCGCGUACCUCACAGACCGUGCUGGGUGAUGGGCUCCUCCAGGCAGCACCGGGAUCUGUCCCAGACCCCCCAGCACCCCAUACAGACACGGGCAGCCCCAGGGAAGCUGGAGAUGGGCCGCCCAGUGGCCCUGGCCACGUGCCAGAAGUGGGGCCUUCAGUGCCACCCCCACCCUUGAACCUGCGAGACCCAGAGUACAGGCCAGAGGACAAGGAGAGAAAGGCCUGUGAGGACCCUCCGGAAGACAGCCCAGCCCCCGUGGACACGCCUCCAGAGCCCUGCUUGGCCCAAGACCCCUACCCCCAGACUCCCACUGCCAGCAGCACCCAAGAUCCCCACUCACCAGAGUCAUUGGGAGUCUGCAGGAGCCCCCCACCAACCUGCUCCCCAAUAUUGGAGGCUAGUGACGAUGAAGCCCUGCUGGUCUGCUGACCCACUGGACACGCUGGUGACUGCCACAGCCCCGCUUUGUAACCAGGGAAUACACAGUCAUUUCUACCCUGCCUCUGCAUUCUUUCUUACAAACAGAGGCCCACCUAGCAUCCCCGGUGGAAGGCCUGGGCGCUCAGCCAGUGGGCUACCUCUGCACGCCCAUAGCCCUGAUGGGCAUUGCUGGCAGGGGCUUAGGGGCCCAUUAGUUGGCCUGGGAAGGAGGGUGGGGUGAUAAAACCAGCUUUGAGGUUGGCAAGAGCACAGCCCCCGGGAGUCUCAUGUCAAAUUGCUCCCUGCAACUCUAAUCUGGGGAUUCAUUUCCAGAAAAGCAGGAGAGCCAGAGCCAGGCUUUCCACAAUGUUUUCUGUGGCUUCUCAGUUCAUUCACCCGGCAGUGGCACCAGCUGCCCAUCCCAGAACUCUGCCAGGAGCUGUAGUUGAGGCCCGAAAAGGUCAUAGGGGGUGUUGGACCUCAUUCAUGGUGAGUGUGUUAUUCAUCCUUCCCCACAGGGCCCCUGGGGGAGAUGGGCUAGUGGCUUCUGUCCCAUCCUCAUGCCUGGGGCGGCAGCAGGGGCCUGGCUAGGCUGGGGCCCUUUGCCCACUGGCUGCUGGGUCAGUCCCUAAGCAUAAUGGUAAGACUGAAAAUAUGAGAGAGGAUGACCAUGACAGAGGCCAUUCUAUGGUUUCUCAGGAUACAGAAGCUAAGGUACUGAGUGACAAUGGUAACAUCUAUCCUGUCCUGCUUCAGAGCCUCGGUUUAACCGCCCAAAGCCAGGGCAACGCUGUGCUAUCAGAAGUGGUAGCAUUCACUUUGGUGAUUUAUGGGAAGGCUAGUCCCAGCUAGGGAUUUCUGGGUUAUUCUGGGUGGCUGAGCUCAAGGUGGGAUGGAGGGUCACAGGUGGAGUCUCACUGUGUCCUAUGGGCCCCAUGGAGCCAGCCUCAGGCUCCAGCAGCAAAACUCGCCAGAAAACCCCCUCCAUCGUACCUUCCUACCUAGCGACCGAUAUGCCGUGCUGAUCCCCAUGGACCCCCCUUGUGCACAGCAACAACCAGCCCUGUUUAUUUGCAGGCUUUUUGGGAGAAGCUAGCAGGGCAGUGCUAAGGCAGGAGACCCGACCCCAGUGGCCGGUCCCUUACAAUAGGCCUCGAAGGGUCGGAUCUCUCUCUCUUUUUUUUUUCCAGAAAAAAAAAAUUUUUAAACAAACAAAACACAAAACCCUCCUCAAUAAACAACAUGUAAACAGAAUCAGCUGUUUCAGUCUCUACAAGGUCUCAUUGUGUCUUCAAGGGCUUGUCCGUGAUGGGCAAUGGGGAGGCCUGGCCCAUGGGGCCAUUUUCCUCCUCCUCCAGGGAGCCCUGGGGGUAAACCACGAAACACAGCUCCUGGCCCCAGCGUGUCAUGGACUCUAAGAACAGACAGAUAAGACAGACAGAUAGAUCACGGUUGAUCCUUUGAGACAGGGAUGACCCGAACUCCAUACACCUCCUUUGGGCAGGGAGUCGCUUCCUUUGCAGAUGGAUCCUGGCCACAUCUCCAUGUAGCAGGGAUUUUGAGGGAGGUCGCUGGGUCCUUUGUCACCAGCCAGGCUGGUCGAAGGCCCUUGUUCUGGGGUGGGAUCAAAGAGAUGCCCACCCUCCCCCAAGAGUCAUGGUGGCGGCUCACCCGUGAGUCUGUGCACACACUUUGGUUUGCUUCUCCAGAACACUCCCAGGAAGAAGAUGGGGACCCCAGUGAGGAUGAUGAUGACACCGACCCCACAGACCAUGGGCUCCGAGAUGAAGCUGAAGACCAGUAGGAAUGCCCAGAACACCAAGUACGCAACAGGAAUGAGGAGGUUCACCUAACAGAGAGAGGAUGGACAGGAGCACCGGGGAAGGGCAUCACCCUAGCUCUCCUUCCCGAACCACCCCGGGGAUCAGAGGCACUCUCUCCAUCUCUUGGGAACCGGGGCCUGCAUUGGCCCCACUGGUUGCAGCCCAGUGCACUGGGGAGCAACUCCUGGGUUGACCAGUUGGCUGAACUGCUGAGGCUGUCUAUUUGAGGAGUGCUGAGCUAUCUGUUGCCGUUUGCAUUUGGCUGCAGCUCAACUAUUUUUUGGUGCUUCGUAUUUCAGGCAAUCUUCAGGAUUUAUAUACAGAUGGGGGGCUUUUCUGUCACUCUUUCAUGUGAGAUCAUGAGAAUGCCAGGCUCUGUCAUUGGCAGUCCAUGUGACCUUGGUCUCAUUGUCCCUGUCUGUGGACUGGGAAUAUUAAAAGCACAUGCUUCCUGGGGCUA